Molecule: messenger RNA, 1284 nt
Organism: Humulus lupulus (European hop)
Lineage: Eukaryota; Viridiplantae; Streptophyta; Magnoliopsida; Rosales; Cannabaceae
Exons: 2
Coding region: 1-1284 (427 amino acids)
Molecular function (GO): nucleic acid binding
Source: RefSeq, a predicted model, not a curated record
AUGUUCCUUCAAGCCUUGUCCAAACCGCUACAAGAGGAAGUAGUAAGAUCGGGCAUAGAAGUAGUAAUCGGAGGAUUGUCCAAUCUGACGUUGCAGUCGACUCUACUGGAGGAAAUAAAAGAAGGUCAAGAAUCAGAUCCUCACCUAACCGAGGUCAAAGCAGAAGUCAAAGAAGAAAAAAUGAAGAAUUUUAAUGUUUCUGACUCAGGAAUAUUAAAAUUUAAUGGAAGAGUUUGCGUACCUGCAAGAGAGGACAUUAAAAAUAAGAUUAUGAAGGAAGCUCAUAACACUCCAUACACGGUACAUCCAGGCUCAACAAAGAUGUACAGAAGUUUGAAGGAACACUUUUGGUGGCCUGGCAUGAAGAAAGAUGUAGCCCAAUAUGUAGCUCGAUGCCUUACUUGCCAGAGGAUUAAGGCAGAACAUCAACGACCUGGAGGAGAACUACAGCCUUUGGAAAUACCAGAAUGGAAAUGGGAGCAGAUUGCAAUGGACUUCGUUAUUGGACUUCCACGAACAAGCAAAGGAUAUGAUUCAAUAUGGGUCAUCAUCGACCGAUUAACAAAGUCUGCUCAUUUCCUUCCGGUAAAGGUGACGUACACAGGGGACCAUUAUCAGGAAACCAUAGGGAUGGCACCCUAUGAAGCGUUAUAUGGGCGGAAGUGUCGAUCUCCUAUCCAUUGGCAUGAAGUGGGUGAAAGAAAGUACGUAGAGCAACAAACUGGACCAAAUAUGGUGACGUCGACAACGGAAGUCGUUUUUAAAAUUCAACAGAGGAUAGCAAUAGCCCAAAGUCGACAAAAGUGCUAUGCAGACAAACGAAGAAGACCAUUAGAGUUCCAAGUCGGAGAAAAAGUAUUUCUGCGGAUAACACCAAUGAAAGGUGUUAUGAGAUUUGGACAAAAAGGGAAAUUGAAUCCAAGGUUCAUUGGACCUUUUGAAAUAUUAGACCGAAUUGGAAAAGUGGCCUAUAAAUUGGCACUGCCACCAGAGUUGUCAGAUGUACAUGAUGUAUUCCAUGUGUCUAUGUUGAAGAAAUACAUUCCUGAUUCCAGUCACGUGUUGAAACAUGAAGUUAUCCAGGUGGACAAAGACCUUACUUAUGAGGAAAAGCCUGUCCAAAUCUUGGAUCGAAAGAAUAAGGUCUUAAGAAAUAAAGAAAUACCUUUAGUCAAGGUAUUGUGGAGAAGCCAGGCAAUAGAAGAGGCUACGUGGGACCGUGAGGAUGAGAUGAAAGCUAAAUAUCCCGAUUUAUUCUAUAUUUUCGAGGACGAAAAUUUAUAA